Messenger RNA from Cavia porcellus (domestic guinea pig), 12684 nucleotides. It is a transcript of the gene Chd6, whose product is annotated as chromodomain helicase DNA binding protein 6. The record is from RefSeq and is a predicted model, not a curated record. Bases 2468 to 10312 code for a protein of 2614 amino acids. NCBI's taxonomy places the organism in Eukaryota, Metazoa, Chordata, Mammalia, Rodentia, Caviidae. The transcript has 35 exons. Gene Ontology annotation, molecular function: protein binding; ATP binding; ATP-dependent chromatin remodeler activity.
AAUAAGUGAACAGGUUUCAACAGACAUUUUACAGUUUUACUGAUAUACUUGGGAAGUUUUCCUUUUCAUCUCAUCUAUCCCAUUUCUGGGUAGGAGAAUCUCAUAAAUACACACAGGCUUGACUUUAGAGUUUCUCACCAUAUCUCCUUAUAUAUUUUUUAAAAUGCACGUACAUUUCACAUUAAACUGUCUUAUUUUGAAGAAUUUGUGUUCCCUAUGUAUAAUUUGGGCUAAACUAUUCUGACUGUUGAUUUUAUACAAUGAAGCAUGUUUCUAGUAUUUGCUCAAUAUGAACAAAUAUUUAAAAUGGAGAAUAAAUAUGUAGAGACAAAGCUUUCUAAUAAAGUUGCAUUUAGUAAAUAGAUAAAGUUAAUUUCAAAUGUUCAGAAGGAUCUAAGGUUUUACAAGAGUCAGUGGGCCUCAGCAUAUGAUUUUAAUGGUGACUUGGGAUGUUUUCACUUUUAAAUUUGCACUAAAAAAUAAGCAAAAACCUUAUUUUGCUGAGAGCCAUAAAAAUAUGACCUACUGUGGAGUUCUAGUUUUGCUUUUUUAAAAUUUGGGUCAUUAAAAUGUUUCUGUUUGCUAAUCUAAUUCUCUUAAUUAUUAUUUUGAGGUUCAAAUAACAUUAAAUUUUAAUUUUAUGUUUCUCUGCCAGACAUAGUGGUGUAUGCCUGUGAUCCCAGCACUUGGAAAGCUAAGGCAGGAGAAUUGCUAUGAGUAUGAGGCCAGCCCAAACUGCGCAGUGAAACCCUAUUUCAAAAAAAGUGUGUGUGUGUGUGUGUGUGUGUGUGUGUGUGUGUGUGUGUGUGUGCGCACAUGCAUUUGUGCAUCAAAGGGAGGCUGGAGUUUUACUAUAUGUGCUGCCAAAGCCAGCACAAGGGGCUAGAGUUUUAAAAAUAAGAAAAAAUGGGGGCUGGGGAUUUAGCUCAGCGGCAUAAGCACCUGCCUUGGAAGCAGGCAGUCGUGAGUUCGAUCCCCGGUACCGAUAAAAAGGAAAAAGACAAAAAAAAAAAAAAAAAGAAGAAAUGGAAAUCAGUGAAGUGGAAAAAUCUUAACAUCCUGUGACUUGGGUGAGCUGAGUGUUUUCCUGUGCUCUGCUGCUAACCUUGUUCUCUCCUUUGCUGCUUUUAAACAUUGGCUUCUUCAUUUGGAAUAUGAGCAUUAUUUUCUGUAGUUCCCUUAUGGGACUGAGGUGGUAGCAGCUCAGUCACAACGUAUAGGUAUCUUGUAGAGUAUGAUUGCUAUAUACUUUUUAAUGAGAAACUGUAACACAAGAUAAAUAUUCCUGUCAAAACUUAGUGUUUUCUGAAACAUUUUAUCUGAGUUUUCUCUUUUUACUGAUAUGAAAUAGAAGACUUUUUGUUCCCUCCCCCCCCCAAUUAAAUUCAAACUCUAAACUGGCAGGAUCUCCUUGAGUUUCACUUCCGCAGUUGGACUAGAAUAGUUUUCAUCGCGGAUUUUCCCAGUAGGUAGGUAGACAACCAGCUUCAGCCUGUAGUAUCAAGGAUAGACUGGUUUUGUGCUGUCUUUGUUGGGGGUGAAAGUAUCCAACAGAAGCAGAUUGACUCAUUGGUCAUUGGUAUGUAUUCUGGACCUCCCUUCUCUAAACAAGGCCAUCUCAUUUCCUUCUUUCCCUACACACUGUCUGCCGACUCACCUGUUGGGAAAUGCCAGCAAUGUUGGUUCUUUCCUGUUCUCUGUGUUCUGUCACUUGUUGAGACAGAGUAAUGCUGCUCUUCUGGGGGGCCUUUGAGAACAUUCUCACUCUUGCACCCUCACUGGUUGUACCUAGGAUCUCGUCAGUGCCUGUCACUUGCACUUGCCAUCAUGGCCCUUUUUCCCACAUGGUAAAGUCUAAUCUCUCUGAUUUUGUAUACCCUUAAUUUCUCCUUCUAAUUUGGUCACACAGUGUUUCUGUGCAUAAACACUGCCAUCUAGCCACAUACAGCUAUCUUUCAGGAAAUAUAUCUGUGGUACUUCUAUUCCCCAGGGCCAUGUUGAGUAAGAACACAGUCUCUGCCUGGGUUCAGAUCCUGUCUGCACUGUUUUUACCUUGUUUCUCUGAAAAUCUAACUACACUCUGCGUCAGAUUCCUCACAGUAAAAUGAGACUACAGAUAGUCUGUUUUAUAGUGUUGUUGGAAUCAUCAAAGAGACUAUCCAUGUAACCAACUUAGAACUGUGCCUGCCCGAAUAUUUUAAGUGUUCUGCGUAUUUGCUGCAAUUAUUGUUAAUUACUGUUACUAUUUCUAUCUAACAUCUUUCAGAAUUCUUCAUAUAUCUCUGCUUAAGUAGUUUUCCCAAGUCUACCCAAUCAUCUACCCAAUCACAGGUAAUCAUACCCAUUCAUUAAUUUAUACAUGUACCCAUUGCUUAAAUUUUUUUAAGACUUGCUUAAAUAUUGAGUGCUUAAUUGUGUACAAGGCAUCACUACUCAUUCAAAGGAAUACAAAACAUAAGGUAAUCUGAUGCCCUCUAGGAACUUAAGAGACUGGCAGGACAGAUCAGAGGAAUGUAAAAUAUUAAUCCAUUUUGCAGAUGUUUUUUUGAACAACCACAGAGGAUCCAGGCGCACUGUGUGUAGUUACCCCAGCAUCAGCCUAGUGUCAUGGUUAAUGACUAGCUUCGGUGAAAGAUCAGAAUUUGAAUACCAUAUUAAGCAAACUACAGUGGAAGUGUUUGAGGAUUGUGGAAAAGAGAGUUUACAGUCUAGGAGGAUCAGCAAGGAGCAAGGACCAACCCCAGUGGAGAGAAAGAAGAAAGGAAAAAGGAAAAGUGAAACAACAGUGGAGAGUUUAGAGCUGGAUCAGGGCCUGCCGAACCCAUCCCUGCGGAGUCCCGAGGAGUCCACUGAGUCUGCUGAUAGCCAGAAACGACGCUCAGGUCGACAAGUAAAACGCAGAAAAUACAAUGAGGACCUCGACUUUAAAGUGGUGGAUGAUGAUGGGGAAACAAUUGCUGUUCUUGGAGCUGGCCGAACAUCUGCGCUCUCAGCUUCUACACUGGCGUGGCAGGCAGAGGAGCCACCAGAAGAUGAUGCAAACAUCAUUGAGAAGAUAUUGGCAUCUAAGACCAUUCAAGAGGUUCACCCAGGAGAACCUCCAUUUGACCUAGAGCUAUUCUACGUUAAGUAUAGAAAUUUUUCCUACUUACAUUGUAAAUGGGCUACAAUGGAAGAGCUGGAAAAGGAUCCUCGCAUUGCACAGAAGAUCAAGCGAUUUAGAAACAAACAAGCACAGAUGAAGCACAUUUUUACUGAGCCUGAUGAAGAUUUGUUCAACCCAGACUACGUAGAAGUCGAUCGCAUCUUAGAAGUGGCCCACACUAAGGAUGCAGAAACAGGGGAGGAAGUAACACACUACCUGGUGAAGUGGUGUUCCCUGCCAUAUGAAGAAAGCACGUGGGAGCUAGAGGAAGAUGUGGAUCCUGCAAAAGUUAAGGAAUUUGAGUCUCUGCAGGUUCUGCCUGAAAUUAAGCAUGUGGAGCGGCCUGCUUCAGACUCCUGGCAGAAACUUGAAAAGUCCCGCGAGUAUAAGAACAGUAACCAGCUCCGAGAGUACCAGUUGGAGGGAAUGAACUGGCUUCUUUUUAAUUGGUAUAACAGGAAAAACUGUAUUUUGGCUGAUGAGAUGGGCCUAGGGAAAACCAUUCAGUCCAUCACAUUCCUUUCAGAAAUAUUCCUCAGGGGGAUCCAUGGUCCUUUUCUCAUCAUUGCACCUCUCUCUACUAUCACCAACUGGGAGAGGGAGUUCCGGACAUGGACAGAGAUGAAUGCCAUUGUGUACCACGGCAGCCAGAUCAGCAGGCAAAUGAUCCAGCAGUAUGAGAUGGUGUACAGGGAUGCACAGGGAAAUCCUCUUUCAGGAGUCUUCAAGUUCCAUGUUGUCAUCACAACAUUUGAGAUGAUCCUGGCAGAUUGCCCAGAGUUGAAGAAGAUUCACUGGAGCUGUGUGAUAAUUGAUGAGGCCCACAGAUUGAAGAAUAGGAAUUGUAAACUUCUAGAAGGGUUAAAGCUUAUGGCCUUGGAACAUAAAGUGCUACUCACUGGGACACCCUUACAAAACUCUGUGGAAGAGCUCUUCAGUUUGCUAAAUUUUUUGGAGCCAACACAAUUUCCUUCAGAGAUUGCAUUCUUGGAGGAGUUUGGAGAUCUGAAAACAGAGGAGCAGGUAAAGAAACUACAGUCUAUCCUAAAACCAAUGAUGCUUCGACGCCUGAAAGAUGAUGUGGAAAAGAACCUUGCUCCCAAACAAGAGACCAUCAUUGAAGUAGAACUGACCAAUAUCCAGAAAAAGUACUACCGUGCUAUCCUGGAGAAAAAUUUUUCCUUUCUGACUAAGGGGGCAAAUCAGCACAACAUGCCCAAUCUCAUCAACACCAUGAUGGAGCUGAGAAAGUGCUGUAACCAUCCCUACUUGAUCAAUGGGGCAGAGGAAAAAAUUCUGGAAGAUUUCAGAAAAACUCACAGCCCUGAUGCUCCUGACUUUCAGCUGCAGGCCAUGAUUCAGGCAGCAGGGAAGCUGGUGCUGAUUGAUAAACUGCUUCCUAAGCUGAUUGCAGGUGGCCACAAAGUGCUCAUCUUCUCCCAGAUGGUGCGCUGCCUUGAUAUCCUCGAAGAUUAUCUCAUCCAGAGAAGAUACACCUAUGAGCGAAUUGAUGGGCGAGUACGGGGAAACCUGCGCCAGGCAGCCAUCGACCGAUUCUGUAAGCCAGACUCAGACCGCUUUGUCUUUCUUCUGUGCACCAGAGCGGGAGGCCUGGGGAUCAAUCUCACAGCUGCUGAUACCUGCAUCAUAUUUGAUUCUGACUGGAACCCACAAAAUGACUUGCAGGCUCAGGCCCGAUGUCACCGUAUAGGCCAGAGCAAAGCUGUGAAGGUGUAUCGCCUCAUCACUCGGAACUCCUAUGAGCGGGAAAUGUUUGACAAGGCCAGCCUAAAGCUGGGCCUGGACAAGGCUGUCCUUCAGGACAUCAACCGAAAGUGUGGCACCAAUGGAGUACAGCAGCUCUCAAAAAUGGAGGUGGAGGAUUUGCUCCGGAAAGGUGCUUAUGGAGCCUUAAUGGAUGAGGAGGAUGAAGGUUCCAAGUUCUGUGAAGAAGAUAUAGACCAGAUUCUGCAAAGGAGAACCCACACCAUCACUAUCCAGUCCGAAGGGAAAGGGUCCACUUUUGCCAAGGCUAGUUUUGUGGCUUCAGGAAACCGGACAGAUAUUUCCUUAGAUGACCCUAACUUUUGGCAGAAAUGGGCUAAAAUUGCUGAACUGGACACUGAAGCAAAGAAUGAAAAGGAAAGCUUAGUGAUUGAUCGGCCUCGUGUAAGAAAGCAGACCAAACACUACAACUCGUUUGAGGAAGAUGAGCUUAUGGAGUUUUCAGAGUUAGACAGUGACUCAGAUGAACGACCCACAAGAUCCAGACGACUCAAUGACAAAGCCAGGCGCUACCUCCGAGCUGAGUGCUUCCGAGUAGAAAAGAACCUGCUCAUCUUUGGCUGGGGCCGCUGGAAGGACAUCCUGACUCAUGGACGAUUCAAGUGGCACCUGAAUGAGAAGGACAUGGAAAUGAUUUGCCGGGCCUUACUGGUGUACUGUGUCAAACAUUAUAAGGGAGACGAGAAGAUUAAGAGUUUCAUUUGGGAACUAAUCACACCUACCAAAGAUGGACAGGCCCAGACUCUCCAGAACCACUCAGGGCUGUCUGCCCCAGUCCCUAGAGGAAGGAAAGGAAAGAAGAUGAAGAACCAGCUACUGCUCCCAGAACUAAAAAAUGCAGACUGGCUAACGACCUGCAACCCUGAAGUGGUCUUGCAUGAUGAUGGCUACAAGAAACACCUCAAGCAGCACUGUAAUAAAGUCCUUUUGCGAGUCCGAAUGCUGUACUACCUAAAAGCUGAAAUACUGGGCGAAGCAGCUGAUAAAGCAUUUGAGGGAACUCCUGCCAGGGAACUGGAUGUGCCUCUGCCUGACAUUGACUACGUGGAGAUCCCAGUGGAUUGGUGGGAUGCUGAGGCUGAUAAGUCCCUUCUCAUUGGCGUUUUCAAGCAUGGUUAUGAGAGGUACAAUGCCAUGCGAGCAGACCCAGCCCUCUGCUUCCUGGAGAAAGUUGGAAUGCCAGAUGAGAAAUCCCUUUCAGCAGAACAGAGCAGUACAGAUGGGACAUCAGACAUUCCUGAAAGAGGCACCACGGAUAAAGAAGACAAUGCUGAAGACAAAUUAGAUGGCCUCCAGAAACAAAUGGAGAAUUCCAGUGAUGGCGGUGAAGGCUUAUGUGGUGAGAAGAAAGACGACAGCCGGCCAGCCCAGGAUAGCUCCGACCCAGACAAAUCACCCUGGCCGGUUUCAUCAGCUCUGACAGCUCGUCUCCGGCGUCUGGUCACUAUUUACCAGCGCUGCAAUCGUAAAGAGCUCUGCCGACCCGAAAUCCUGGGACCAGGUAACCAAGGAUACUGGGUCCAGGAGGAGGUGUUCAGGAGAACCUCAGAAAUGGACCUCAUCAACAAGGAAGCUCAGAAGAGGUGGACCAGGAGAGAGCAAGCAGACUUCUAUAGAGCAGUGUCUUCAUUUGGCGUUGUUUAUGACCAAGAGAAGAAAACCUUCGACUGGACCCAGUUCCGCAUCAUUUCCCGUCUGGACAAGAAGUCAGAUGAGAGCCUGGAACACUAUUUUUAUAAUUUUGUGGCCAUGUGCCGAAACGUCUGUCGUCUGCCUGCGUGGAAAGAUGGUGGUCCCCCAGAUGCUACCAUCUACGUUGAGCCCAUCACUGAGGAACGGGCUGCAAGAACUCUUUACCGCAUCGAGUUGUUACGGAAAGUCCGAGAGCAGGUACUCAGGUGUCCUCAACUGCAUGAGCGCCUCCAACUCUGCAGGCCCAGCCUCUACCUUCCAGUCUGGUGGGAGUGUGGGAAACAUGAUCGAGACCUGCUCAUCGGUACAGCUAAACACGGGCUGAACCGAACUGACUAUUACAUCAUGAAUGACCCCCAGCUAUCCUUCCUGGAUGCCUACAGAAACUAUGCCCAGCAUAAAAGAACUGACACUCAGGCACCAGGUGGUCUCUGUUGUCUCUACCAGACCAACUCCAAGUUAUAUGAAUCUCUUGCCUAUUCUCAAAUGAGUAGGACUUCAGAGUCUCUUGAAAGUGAACCUGAGAAUCUGGUGAAAAUUGAAAGCAGAGAUGAUCAUCUUGGUUUGCGUGGAGGCAGCUUCCCUGAUGUGACUUGUGACAAUUUUAUUUCUAAAGUUCAGGAUGUAAUUUCUAUCAACCACGAUGAAAGUCUGCUGCCUGAGUCCUUGGAGAAUAUGAUGUUUGGUAAGGUACUCAGCCAAGAGCCAGGCUCUUUUCAGGAGGGCCCAAUUAUCAAUGCAGAAUCCAGAAAAGAUGCUGUUGGUAUCUCAGCAAACAGAAGUGCAAGCUGCCGGCCCAGUGACCGUGAAGCAGAAAUAGCUUCAGUUUCUCUUAUGGAUACCUUAGAAGCAGGAGUAGCUCAAAUGAACAUUAAAAGUGGAGAACCUGUGUUGACACCUAUUUCAAAGGAAAGGGAGCACUGCUGCGACGAGGCAGGGCAGAGACCUGGAAGCAUGGGGCAGCUAGAAGCCAAAAGCAUACCUUCCACUGCCUUGGAUGUGGGAAAUGAAAGUGGGUUUGUAGAUAUGUGCAGUCUUAGUGUCUGUGACUCCAAAAGAAACCUCUCAUCAGAUCAGAAAUUAAUGGAUUUAUUAGAAAACAAAAGUUUAGAAAGUAAGUUGAUUUUGAGUCAAAACCAGAGUGAUGAGGAAGAGGAUGAAAAUGAGGGAGAAACUUUAACCGUGGCAGCAGGCACAAGAGAAAAGCCAGAGGUUUUACAUCUCGCUAAUCCCACUGCUAACAUCCCAAGGGAAAAGAGUCACGGCUUCCAUCUGGACGAAGCCAAGAAAGGAAGCCUGGAGGUGGUGAGCCAAACUGGACCGCCGAGGGCCUUUCCUCCAGCAUUCUGCCAGUGCCACUGCAAACACAUGGAAAGGUGGGCGCAUGGCCUCGGGAGUGAUGAAUUUGAAGUGGAGAAACCCAAGGCUUAUAAGCCAGACCUGUAUAAAAGCAAAGCCAAUAAUACCACAGUGGAAGGUGAGCCCACUGCUAUUCCAUCAGAGCCAUUUAAAGUAAAACCUGAGCUUUUGAAAGAACCCUGGAAAGAAAGUGCAGAAAGGAAAAAAGGUUUUUCCACAUACGCUUCUGAAGGAAGUGAGCCCAAGUCAGAAGACAUGGAUUUCGAGAAUAAAGAUGAUUAUGAGAGAGAUGGGACCUGCCAUAGUCAAGACUACCCAGGGAAAUAUUCUGAAGAGGAGAGCAAGAGCUCAGCAUCAGGUAUUGCCGGAGACCUUGGGGAUGACCUACAAGAGGCUCGCGCUCCCACCAUUGCUCAGCUGCUACAGGAGAAAACCCUCUAUUCCUUCUCAGAGUGGCCAAAGGAUCGCGUGAUAAUUAACCGCCUAGAUAGCAUCUGCCACGUGGUGUUAAAGGGGAAGUGGCCUUCUAGCCAACAGUAUGAACCCUCAGGCACACUGUCCACUGCAGUCUUAGCCAACAGUGCUGGUUCUCGGAACAGUCUCUCAGAGCCAGAAGCGGCAGAACACAGCUUCAGCAAUGGUGCGACGUUGGCAGCUCAGGUGCAGAAGGAGAGCUUCUUAGCCCCAGUAUUCACAAAAGAUGAACAAAAGCACAGACGUCCCUAUGAGUUUGAGGUGGAGAGGGAUGCCAAGGCUCGGAGCCUAGAACAGUUCUCUGCCACCCACGGGCACCCCCCCAUCGUCCUCAAUGGCUGGCAUGGGGAAUCAGCUAUAGACCUCUCCUGCUCAUCAGAGGGGUCCCCAGGAGCCACAUCCCCUUUCCCAGUGAGUGCCAACACCCCUAAGAUUGGGGCUAUCGGUUCACUUCAAGGAGCCCUUGGCAUGGACUUGUCUGGGAUUCUGCAAGCUGGUCUGAUCCACCCAGUGACUGGACAGAUUGUCAACGGAAGCCUCAGAAGAGAUGAUGCUGCGAUGAGGAGGCGGAGGGGAAGACGAAAACAUGUUGAAGGAGGGAUGGACCUCAUCUUUUUGAAGGAGCAAACACUUCAGGCAGGAAUCUUGGAAGUCCAUGAAGACCCAGGACAGGCCACUUUGAGCACUACACACCCUGAAGGCCCAGGACCUGCUACCUCGGCCCCUGAGCCAACAGCAGCAGCCAACGGCCAGGCCGAGAAAGCCAUUCCAAGCAAGAGCCUGCUUGACUGGCUACGGCAGCAGGCUGAUUACUCCUUAGAUGUUCCUGGCUUUGGGGCAAAUUUUUCAGACAAACCAAAGCUGAGGAGGCCACGCUGUAAUGAACCUGGAAAAUUAGACAUCAGCUCUCUGAGUGGAGAAGAGAGGGUUCCUGCUGUCCCCAAGGAACCAGGACUGAGGGGAUUUCUCCCAGAAAACAAGUUCAAUCACACCCUGGCUGAGCCUGUACUUCGGGAUGCAGGCCCCCGCAGGAGGGGGAGGCGGCCUCGGAGUGAACUCCUGAAAGCUCCAGCCAUUGUAGCAGACUCUCCCUCUGGAAUGGGGCCUCUAUUCAUGAAUGGGUUGAUUGCAGGAAUGGACCUGGUGGGACUGCAGAACGUGAGAAAUAUGCCAGGUAUCCCUCUCACCGGGCUGGUGGGCUUCCCAGCUGGCUUUGCAACCAUGCCUACUGGCGAAGAGGUGAAAAGCACCCUGAGCAUGCUGCCCAUGAUGCUGCCAGGCAUGGCCACAGUGCCCCAGAUGUUCGGUGUUGGAGGCCUCCUCAAUGCUCCCAUGGCAGCCACCUGCACGUCCACUGCUCCAGCGUCUCUGUCAAGCACAACAAAAGGUGGUAUAGCAGCCGCUGAAAAGACUACAGAGGACAAACCCAGCAGCCCUGAUGAAAAAGCAGACACAUUAGCUGAAGACAAGCCUGGUCCUAGUCCAUUUUCUGAUCAAUCUGAACCUGCAAUAACUACUAGUAGCCCUGUGGCUUUUAACCCAUUUCUCAUCCCAGGAGUGUCUCCUGGACUCAUUUACCCAUCCAUGUUUCUCUCCCCCGGUAUGGGCAUGGCUCUGCCAGCCAUGCAGCAGGCCAGACACUCUGAGAUAGCUGGUCUGGAGAGCCAGAAGAGGAAGAAGAAGAAAACAAAGGGGGACAACCCAAACCCCAACCCAGAGCCUGCUCCUGGGCACGAAAGGGAGCCAGGCACUGAUCAGAACUGCACCGAAUCGAGUACCCCUUUACCCCCAGAGAGAGAACAUGUGGCACAGUCUGGAGAAGGGGGACUCAAGGACGCCAACAGUGACACCAAUUAGAACUUUUUCAUUUAAGAAAUUAUUGUGACUUGUAAGUUUCUUAUCCCAUAAAGGUUUGUUACUUCCCUCACUUCACCUUCAUAAGAACCUGUGUUUCCAUAAGUAAUAUGACCUACCUAAUUUUCUGUCUGAGAACUAUGGUAACAGAUGUUAAUAGUUGCAGGGUCUUGCCACUUCGUUAGAUAAAUGUUGUCUACCUAGUCUAGGAGGCACAGAAUUCUCAUUCAGUUACCCAGUCGUUCAUUCCAGCAAUCGUAGUUAAUACAGUACUUGGUGACACAUCCUACCCCCUUCUCUUCCAAGUUUCCCACUUACUGAGGAAAAGGAAAAGGAAGCUGUCCAGGGAUUUACCAUUGAAGGGUUGAAGAACAGACACAAAGACAAGUUAUUUUUCUCGUGAGCUAAGUUAAAUAGGGAAAAAUGUAGCAAGAAAACCAAAAAGCACAGAAAAAGGAAGUGUUGGUGUGUUUUUCAGUUAAAAUACAUCCCUAUUUUAUUCUGAUUUCUGAGUAGUGUAGUCCAAAGUACAUAACUAAUGGUUGAAAAUGCAUAUAUUGAUUUCUUUAUUUAAAAAAAGAAACCACAAAACUUUCCUGGAAGUAAUAUAAUUUCUCCCUUCAUGGUUUUUUAGAUACUUUUAGCAAGAAGAAAUACUAGCUGACUAGGCAUUAUUUUAUGUAUAUGUAUCAAUCCUCCCCCAGGUUAAAAGGUGACUCUAAAUUGAAGAAAGUGUCACACACUUUGAGUUACCACCAGCAACCAGGGUGGGACAAGGGCUCACUCACUGUACUGCAGAGUUGCACGCUGCUUCGCAAGCGCACCCCUGGAACUCUGCUCCCUUCUCCCCGAAACUUCUCUGGUCACUAAUUUGCCUCAUUGUGUUCAGAGAAUCUUACUGGGUUUUUAUAUGUUCUUUCCUUCUUUAAGAAUAAGGCUUUCAGAGCCUGGGAGAAGAUAGUUCUCCACACUUGCUAGGGUCUGUCUUCACAGUUAUCUGAGGUUGUCAAAAUGCACGAACCUUCUUUUACACUACAGCUGUGAAAAGGUUUUUUCCCCUCUCUCCGUUAUUGCUUCACUCUUUGUAUCUUACAGUUGGGCCCAAAUUCCAAAUCAUCACUUAGCCGAGACUAUUGCAGGUCAGCAGUACUCUCCGCCGUUCCUCUGCUUGCCCGCGUUUAGGAGCUGAGUGGGGAAGAAGCCCUCUGAGAGACUUGCCACUUGCUUUCACCUUCGCUCAUGUGUUUCACACCCUUCCUGAUGCUCUUCUCCUUCGUGGACAGUUCGUGCUCGGAGACUUGAAAAGAGAUCCCAGAUCAGCUCUGGGGGCAGAGGGCUUGCAGGGCUAUUGGAAGUGUUGCAAGUGUUACUAGUACCAGUUUCACUUUGUGUUGUCACAAUUUACUGUAUUUUUUACUGUUUCUGUUACAGUUUUGCUAAUUUAUCAGAAGGUCCAAAAGUUUGACAUAACUAUUUCAGUUUGCAUUAUUUAUUUAUGAUGCUUUUGUCAUUGUCUUUUAUACAUUUGGAAUUAUAAAUUAUGUAAAUGUUAAAAUGAGCAUCUCAAAGAAGUCUGUUAAGUUGUGACCGAAGAAAAUCAAUCAGAUGUAUUUUCAAAAAGCAGAGUCCCAGUUUUAUGAAUCAGAGCUAUAAACCUAGAAAUGCUAUAACUGAUCCUAUGAGAAGAAUCUGAUAAUUGAAUAAAUUCUAUUUAAUAACAUUCUUGUAGUGUAGGUGGUCUACAAUGCUGACAACAGAUUUCUUAGAAAUGCUGCUCUCUCUAUUUAACUAACAUUUUGUUCAUUUUGCCUCCAGUGGAAGCAGAAAGGGUUUUUUCAGCUGUUAAAUCCUAAAAAUCAAUAUAAUUUAUUUAUGUAAAAGAAAAAAUCACUCAAUCGAUAUAUUUUUGAACCUUUUAAGUACUAAUUUUCUUUUUAUCAAGUAGAAAAAAAUGUAUUUGCCCUAAAUCCUUAAAAUACAAAUGCUAUAAAAAUUCCUGUAUCUUGAAAGCCUUACUGCAAAUGAGUAUUAUAGACAUCCAGCAAGGUCUGGUUUUCUUUGUCGUCCGCGUGUUGUUGUUGUUUUGUAUGGAAAAGCUGCUUUCCCCAGGUUCCACGUAAACCUCCAAUAGGUCACAGGGUUGAAUGUGGAUCUUACGUAAAAACCCACCAGCAUGCGCAACCCCUUGUUAUAUCUUAUCAAACCUGUAUGUUAACUCGGGUGUUCAGGCUUCUGUUUGACUGCUAUUGUGACCCUGUUUUUGCAAAAUGAAACUGACACUCUGUGGAUUACUUGCUCUGUAAGGCAUAAGUGCUGCUUAUGAUUAUUUUGAUAUUUCUAAGAGCAAAAGCCAAAUUUAAACUCUCUUCAGCAAA